AUGUUUGUAUUUCCCCCGUCUUGACAGUGGUGCUUGGAGCCGAGAGGGUCAGGGGGAGGAGAGGAAAGGGAGUGGAGCGAGAAGACGACAGGAGGAGAUCCACCACCACAGGGUGACCAAUUUAACCGGACCAUCCUUGGACAGCUAACGUUAGGCUAUGGUCCUCCACCCUGGCCGCUCCGACCGAGAACCACACCGAAUCGGAUUGUCUGCUGCGGUCCUAUCGGGGAAUAGAAAAAGAAGAUGAACACGACCCAGCAGAAGCCGUGGAGAUAGACCUGGCCACAGAGAUUGGUCUUCUCACUAACCUUGGUCUCUGAUCACUGACCCUGGCCCAAACAUCUGAAGCAUUGUGAAGUGACUGGUGCGCCUUUUGACCCAAUCUAGUCACUCCCACCCUGUGGCCCUGUAGUGUGGCCUCUACAAACCCCUCCUCACUACUUCAAAAUUUUGUCCACGGGGAUAAAUGAGUGAACCGGCUGCAAGGGAAAGGGCUGGGACAUGUACCAGAACCCCAACAGAAUGUCCUGGUUCAGUGGUUUCCUAGUCGCAAGAGUGGACGACCGCAAGACUGCGUGGGGGGAGCGCAAUGGCAAGAAGUCCAAACGGAAAGGAGGCUCAUCUCUCUGCAACCCGCGUUACAUGAGCUGUCUGCGGGACCCAGAUGCUAUGGAGCCCCCCUCUGGAGCGCCCCUCCAUCAGCACCACCGCGGAGGGGUGACUGGGGCCCUGGGAGGUGGGGGAAACUUCGGUGUCCGUUGCGGAUGGCAGGAGGACCACUACGGCAAAAGAGUUGGGGCUCCCGGAGAAGGGGUGGGGCUGAAAUCGGUCAACUUGGGCUUUGAGGAUGCCGCGUUAAAAGGGAGGAAAGGGGGAUGUAAUGGAGGAAGCGGUGAUAUGGGCGAUGACGGGUCCAAUGGGGCAGCAGGGGUGGUGACGGCUGCAGACUGCUGGCUCAGGGUAGUGCAGGUUUUCCAGUCAAAAAAAUUCCAGUCCCGCAAACUGGAGCGCCUAUACCAGCGUUACUUCUUCAGGCUGAACCAGAGCUCCUUGACCAUGCUCAUGGGGGUACUUGUGAUUGUGUGCGGCAUCAUGCUGACCUUCCACUGUGUCCAUGCCGCCCCUCACGUGGCUUAUUCGUCAGCCCUGUCGGUCGCGAUGGCGCUCUUCAUGGCUCUUAUGGUAGUGUGCAACCGCAACGGCUUCCACCAGGACUACAUGUGGAUGGUUAGUUACCUGGUGAUUGGAGUCUUGCUGUCUGUACAGGUGUUCGGGGUGCUCAUGGUGGCACCCAGGAGCGCCUCAGAAGGCAUCUGGUGGUCAGUGUUUUUCAUCUACAUCAUCUACACUCUGCUACCUGUGAGGAUGAGAGCGGCGGUGCUAAGUGGAGCAGUGCUGUCCAUUAUACACGUGGUCACCACCUGGCAGAUCAAUCAGGAAGACCAGUUCCUCUGGAAACAGGUGAGCGCUAAUGUCCUGAUCUUCCUGUGCACUAACAUAAUUGGUAUCUGUACCCACUACCCCGCUGAGGUUUCCCAGAGACAAGCCUUCCAGGAGACAAGAGGAUACAUCCAGGCCAGACUACACCUGCAGAGGGAGAAUCAACAACAGGAACGUCUGUUGCUUUCAGUGUUGCCAAGGCACGUUGCCAUGGAGAUGAAGGCUGACAUCAAUGCCAAGAAGGAAAACAUGAUGUUCCAUAAAAUCUAUAUCCAGAAACACGACAAUGUCAGUAUUCUUUUUGCAGACAUUGAGGGUUUCACCAGCCUGGCCUCUCAAUGCACGGCUCAGGAGCUGGUCAUGACACUCAAUGAACUCUUUGCCCGUUUUGACAAGCUGGCAUCGGAGAACCACUGUCUACGUAUUAAAAUUUUGGGUGAUUGUUACUAUUGUGUGUCUGGACUGCCUGAACCCCGGGCUGACCACGCCCACUGCUGUGUGGAGAUGGGCGUCGACAUGAUAGAGGCGAUCUCGCUGGUGCGCGAGGUGACAGGGGUCAACGUUAACAUGCGCGUUGGGAUUCACAGUGGGCGUGUGCACUGCGGUGUGCUUGGUCUCAGGAAGUGGCAGUUUGACGUGUGGUCAAACGAUGUCACGCUGGCCAACCACAUGGAGGCGGGAGGCAAAGCAGGGCGGAUCCACAUCACUAAGGCCACCUUGCAGUAUCUUAAUGGAGACUAUGAGGUGGAACCAGGUUUUGGAGGUGAGAGGAAUGCGUAUCUGAAGGACAACAGCAUCGAGACCUUCCUGGUUCUCGGCUGCAGCCAGAAACGGAAGGAAGAGAAGGCGGUGAUGGCUAAGAUGCAGAGGACGAGAGCCAACUCUAAUGAGGGGCUGAUGCCACGCUGGGUCCCCGACAGAACCUUCUCCAGGACCAAAGACUCUAAAGUCUUUAGACAAAUGGGAAUUGAUGAGACCUCCAGUAAAGACAACCGUUGUGUUCAGGAGGCGAUGAACCCGGAGGACGAGGUGGAUGAAUUUUUGGGGCGAGCUAUUGACGCUCGCAGCAUUGACCAGCUAAGAAAAGACCACGUUAAGAAGUUCCUGCUCACCUUCCAGACAUCUAGCCUGGAGAAAAAGUAUUCCAAGAAGGUGGACGAUCGUUUUGGAGGCUAUGUUGCGUGUACUCUACUAGUAUUCUGCUUCAUAUCCUUCAUACAGAUUGUUAUCUUUCCACACACCCCAGUCAUGCUGGGAAUCUACAUUAGUAUCUUUGUCAUACUCGCCAACAUCCUUUUCAUCUGUGCCAUAUAUUCGUGCAUCAAGCUCUUUCCAGCUGCAAUGCAGACUGUUUCAAAGAAGAUUGUCCAGUCGCGCACCAACAGCACCCUGGUUGGAGUAUUUACCAUUAUCCUCGUCUUCAUCUCUGCCUUUGUUAAUAUGUUUGCCUGUGACACCAAGAGCUUGGCACAAUGCGUAGCCGAGAAGCUGAACACCUCUGCAGCGCUGGUGACGCCCUGUUUGAUCCGCACCUUGAAUGUGUCCAUUGAAGGGGGUCUGGAGAUCUGUUCUAGCGAAGGCCCCUCCUGCCCUUUUCCUGAGUAUUUCAGCUACAGUGUGCUGCUGACGCUGCUGGCUUGCUCAGUGUUCCUGCAGAUCAGCAGCAUAGGGAAGCUGGCCCUCAUGCUGCUCAUCCAGCUCACCUUCCUGCUGCUGGUGGAGUGGCCACAAGUAGCACUUUUCGACAACGCAGACCUCUUUGUCACCUCCAAUGCCAUUGAUUUAAAUGAAACUAGCGCUCAAUGGUCCAGUUUCAAUGAAACUACAAACCAGUGCCCAUUUGUUGUGACAAAAGUGUCCCUGAGGGUCAUGACUCCAGUGAUCCUCACAGUCUUUGUCCUGGCACUGUACCUGCAUGCCCAGCAGGUUGAAUCUACUGCACGCCUAGACUUCCUGUGGAAAUUACAGGCCACAGAGGAGAAAGAGGAGAUGGAGGAACUGCAAGCCUACAAUCGUCGCCUCCUCCAUAAUAUUCUGCCUAAGGACGUAGCCGCUCACUUUUUGGCGCGUGAGCGGCGUAACGACGAGCUAUACUACCAGUCCUGUGAGUGUGUGGCCGUCAUGUUCGCCUCCAUCAGCAAUUUCUCUGAAUUCUACGUGGAGCUGGAGGCCAACAACGAGGGAGUGGAGUGUCUCCGGCUGCUCAACGAGAUCAUUGCUGACUUUGAUGAGAUCAUCAGUGAAGAGAAGUACAGGCAGCUAGAGAAGAUCAAGACCAUUGGUUCCACCUACAUGGCGGCCUCCGGUCUCAAUGACUCCACUUACGACAAGGAGGGCCGUUCACACAUUAUUGCACUGGCCGACUACGCCAUGAGACUGAGGGAGCAGAUGAAGUACAUCAAUGAGCAUUCCUUCAACAACUUCCAGAUGAAGAUAGGUCUGAACAUUGGACCAGUGGUAGCAGGGGUUAUUGGUGCACGGAAGCCUCAAUAUGAUAUUUGGGGAAACACUGUCAAUGUGGCCAGUCGUAUGGACAGUACAGGUGUACCUGACUGCAUACAGGUGACUACAGACCUCUACCAGGUGCUUGCCAACAAAGGGUAUGUGUUGGAGUAUCGUGGGGUGGUCAAGGUCAAAGGGAAAGGCGAAAUGACAACCUACUUCCUGAAUGAUGGCCCGCCGAACAGUUAGCAACCAUGGCAGCAGUACAUAUUGGGAUGUUCCCCACUGCAAGGACACAGCACCACUGAGUGAGGACUCACCGUGUGAGAGAAUGGCUUGAAUCCCAAGUAAGGAGG
Sander lucioperca (pikeperch) is the source of this 4238-nucleotide messenger RNA. Its product is annotated as adenylate cyclase type 6. The coding region runs from base 502 to 4131 and encodes 1209 amino acids. Gene Ontology annotation, cellular component: plasma membrane. NCBI's taxonomy places the organism in Eukaryota, Metazoa, Chordata, Actinopteri, Perciformes, Percidae. The record is from RefSeq and is a predicted model, not a curated record. Gene Ontology annotation, biological process: cAMP biosynthetic process; adenylate cyclase-inhibiting G protein-coupled receptor signaling pathway; intracellular signal transduction. Gene Ontology annotation, molecular function: adenylate cyclase activity. The transcript is spliced from 24 exons.